Messenger RNA from Striga asiatica, 786 nucleotides. The record is from the annotation of a GenBank genome assembly. Lineage: Eukaryota; Viridiplantae; Streptophyta; Magnoliopsida; Lamiales; Orobanchaceae.
AUGUUGGGUUCAUUCGGUUCUUCCUCCCAGGAGGAAGCCGAGGCCGAGGAGCAUCCGCCGCCCAAUCUCUACAGCCGCCGCCAGAUUGAGCAUCAUCCGCCGCCGCCGAUCCAGAUGCGGCAGCUCCUCCUGACCUGCGCCGAUCUCAUUUCCCGGCCGGACCCCUCGGCCGCCGGCCGCCUCAUCUCCUUCCUCUCCGCCAACUCCUCCCCUUACGGCGACUCCACCGAGCGCCUCGUCCACCACUUCACCCGCGCCCUCUCCUCCACCGCCACCGUCCACUCGCAACCUCCUCCACAGACGAUGGUGACGUCAUCCUACCUCUCCCUCAACCAGAUAACCCCUUUCCUCCGCUUCAGCCACCUCACCGCCAACCAGGCCAUCCUCGACGCCCGGGAGGCCGACCACGGAGGGCACGCGGCGCUCGCGAGGCGGGUCGCGGAGGCGGCAACCCACUACGCGGCGCUGUUCGACUCGCUGGAGGCUACGCUGCCGCCGGGGAGCGGAGAGCGGCUGGCCGUCGAGAGGGUUUGGCUAGGGCGGGAGAUUGCUGACGUGGUGGCGGGAAGGGUGAGGCACGAGAGGUUCGGGUCGUGGGAAGGACUUAUGGUUGGGUCGGGUUUCGCGAGCGUGCCGCUAAGUGGGUUUGCGCUCUCGCAGGCUAAGUUGCUGCUAAGACUACAUUACCCUUCGCAAGGGUAUCAGCUGCGGGUGUCCAAUGGAUCCUUCUUUCUCGGAUGGCAGAAUCAGCCGCUUUUCUCGGUCUCUGCUUGGCGCGCUAAUUGA